UCAGUUUAGCUUUAGCAUCUAGCCAUCCUGAACUCAAAACAUUUCGUUUCUUUGAAAACAGCUGCAGGUUACGCUGCCAGUACAGUUUUCUGUACAUACUAUUGUUUUCGGAAAUUACGUCUUAAUAUCACAAAACUUCUCCUGUCGGUGGUAAAUGUGUUGUUAUGCGCUAAGACAUAAAGUUUUGGACUACAAGCAUGUCUGUUUUUAUAAUCUUUGUGCCUUUCUGCGGUUCCAACAUUGGGGUUUAAACUCAGCUGUUUGUCAGCUGUCCUUCCAGUUGCAGCCAUGUCUGACCAGCACCACUGUUCAUGCUGCUCCCAUCCCGUCUCCAGUGCUCAUCAGACUCUGGAUGAAAUGGAUUUUGAAAGAGGUAUCUGGUCAGCUGCUAUGGAUGGAGAGCUGCAGAGAGUCAGGCUCCUUGUUCAGAAGGGGACUGACCCGAACGUGAAAGAUGCAGCCGGGUACACAGCUCUGCACUACGGGAGCCGUGGCGGACAUCUUGCCGUGUGCACGUUUCUCCUUGAGAGCGGCGCGUGUCCGUCCCCUCAGACUCCGGGCGGGGCCACCCCGCUCCAUCGAGCAGCGUACUGCGGUCACCCGGACGUGGUUCAGCUCCUUCUGCAAAGCGGUGCAGAUCCCACCCUCUGUGAUGACGACGGUGCGAAUCCUUUGCACAAGGCUGCAGAACAGGGCCACGGUAAAGUGUGCCAGCUGCUUCUCGACCGUUGCCCUGCGCUCUGCAGCCAGGGGAACAAGAAGCUCCAGCUGCCCUACCAGCUGACACAGCAGGGAGAUCUGCAGGAGAUCCUCAAACCACCCCGGUCAUAAAGGACGGAGAUGCCAACGUUGCACGCACGCACAGACACCCACACGUCACAAGAUGAAAACCAUACAUGGUGAAUGUACGGUUUUCAUACAUUCAUUAAUUUAUUUUCUGGGAACGCUGGCAGAAUCGGUGAACGUUGAAUAACAUUUUUAACCUCUGGCAUCGUUCCAGUCUUUGAUCUUCAUUUCACCGCUUUUGUAUCGUCUGUACUUCUCAAACUUCCACAAAACGUGAAAACAUUUCAAAACCUCAUUUUGAAUUCAGGCAAUGAGUUAAUUUUCCAGAUAAGCUUGGUUAAGAUUCUGUGACGUUUGCUUGAACUAGAGGGUCAAAAACCCUCUGAAAGUUAAAGUUUAAGAAUGUUAAAAGUGGAUCAAAUCUAAUUGAUUUAGAUAGCAACCGCCUUGGUUCAAAGUGCUGCACACAUAAACAACAAUAAUGACGGCAAUUCCAACAUGGAAGAUAAGAAAAAUAGAAACAUUAAAGGCCCAAAAUGUGAAACUCUAUCAGCACUAAUAAACCCAAUUACAGUACAGACUGCUCCCUAUUGGCUUGUCUGUGCAGGAUGUGUGUGAUUGGCUCUAAUAUCAGACAGUAGGGGGAGCUGUUGUCUAAUGGAAGAUCACAGUGUUUGGCCUUGGCAUGUAAAUUUCAUGGGAGCUAACAAGAGCGAGCUUACUCAGUUUUUCCUUCACGCCACUGGAAAACGUAACAGCAAAAAUAACAUGAGAGGAACAGCUAUAACAGUAAGACACACACCAGCACUCAGGCAUACUACAUACUAGUGAUUGGUUCCUAAGUCAUCAAACUAUUUCAUUUUAGUAGAGUUUUCAGAGUUAUAAACAACAUGAACAAUCUAUUUUUCCUUGGUCUGAAUAAACCUCAGUUAAAAAAAAUAGAAUAAAAUAAAAUCCAGCUCAGCUAAAGCAGAUGGAAAUACUUUUAGCUGUUGUCUGGCAUGUCUAACAUGUCAAACCAUGUUAAAUAUGUAACACAUGGACAUACAGGAGGCAGAUUAACCCCCCUCCAUCGCUCUACCGUCCCUCCUCCCUCUGCGAAUGUGCAGAACUUUAAAAGCUCUCCUCCCGUUUCCCUGCAGCCCACGCGGAUCGGGAACCCACGGCAGAAAAACUUCUCGAUGCAGGCUGGCGCACUUUCAUUGGGUCCGCCGGUGGGUGGUGUUUCCAAACUACGCUUCCAACCACAUCCAUGCCGUGACUGGAGGGGUGCCAGGCCACAUCUGGAGCUCAUUGCUGCUGACGCCACACAGCACACGGAGAUGGGGUGUCAGGAGGGGGUAGGUUGGGGUUGGGGUGAGGGGGAGCUGCAUUUCAGCUCGGUGGAUCUUUGCCAGGAGAGCUGUUUAUGCUCGGUGACAAGUUCCUUCCCCUGCCGCCCCCAACACAGCCGAGGAGCUGGAGCCGGUCGUGUCCCCACUGAAUGUCAAGUGACAGUGAAGGCAAGCAGGUUUCUGGGGCCUUUAUUCAUCUCAGUGGCGCAAAAAAAGCAAGAAAAGGUACUUUCAGAGUUGAGAGGCUGCUUUACAUGACACCCUGACUAAUAGACCAGCCCCACAGCAUCCUCUAAAAGUGUCCCACUGCCACAUUCUGUGAAACAUGAUCAAAGUCGAUGUUUUAGAUUUGUGAGCAGUGAGGUAAUGAAAACCCACUGCAGGAAUGUCGAAGGCCUCAGUCGUUACUGAUCAUUUUUCCUGACCUGGUUUGAAUUUGUUUCAUGUCGAAACAGAAGAUUUUUAUUAUUUUUUUUCGUCCCUUCUUUUGAAAUAGGUCUACCUAUAUAGGCUGGGAGUUUUCACUUUAAGUGAAGACUUGGACAGGAUUCCAGAAGUUUCAGGAAUUUGGAUCGCUGCUCUAUUUAGCAAGCUUUAUUUGGAAAGCAAUGAAACUUCCUGGGCCUGGAACCCACUUCCACCAUAAUGAGUCCAACUUAAACCGGUACUGGAUGUUAUUUUCCCCUGAAAUAGAAGGUGGUCUGUGUGCCAUGCUUGCAUGACGAGAUUUUUAGUCUCAUUUUAUACAGUACGCUUGUCUGCGAGUAGAUAAUGAGAACGGCCUGUCCUCGGACCUCUGGAGCCUGACAAAUAUCUCUGUGCAGAAGAGGCGGCUUUGGAAUGGAACAAACAAAGAACUACAUAUGAACCAACAUGUAAAUAUAUAAUAAUGUUUUUUUUUUGUUUUAAAAAAAAUAAAAAAAUAUGGGAAUCUGUCUGACUUCUCAAGAUGCAAACACAUUGUUCUCUA
Poeciliopsis prolifica (blackstripe livebearer) is the source of this 3090-nucleotide messenger RNA. It is a transcript of the gene ankrd39, whose product is annotated as ankyrin repeat domain 39. The record is from RefSeq and is a predicted model, not a curated record. The transcript has 4 exons. Gene Ontology annotation, molecular function: protein binding. Lineage: Eukaryota; Metazoa; Chordata; Actinopteri; Cyprinodontiformes; Poeciliidae. The coding region runs from base 289 to 831 and encodes 180 amino acids.